Molecule: messenger RNA, 1498 nt
Organism: Coregonus sp. 'balchen'
Lineage: Eukaryota; Metazoa; Chordata; Actinopteri; Salmoniformes; Salmonidae
Source: the annotation of a GenBank genome assembly
AUGGUGAGGGAGACUGUUGACGCCAUGCGCGAGCACUGCCCCAAUCCCAAUAAGGCUGUAUGCAGUGAAAUUGUAAAAUCCAUUGUAAUGCAGUACCCAAAGACGUUUGGAGACCUGACCGAGGAAGGAGAACCACUUGGCAGUGGGUACCACUCCCUGUUCACUAAGAUUAAGACCAGAGUGGAUCAUAAAAAUCAUAACCGCACUUUAGAUAGAAUCCGUAGACCCAAGGGGAACAAUGAAGAGGAAAGGGACAUCAGCGGACAGGCAAGAACUAAGGUCGACAGUUAUAGCUGCAUCAACUGGCAACCACAGGACCUUCCAGAGAAAGAAACCCCAGACAAGAGACAGACGAUGGCGACCAUUUUCAGCUGUGUGGGACCCAGAGGUGCAGACGAGUGGAAUGGAUUACCUGAUGAAGCUGACAUACACUUAUCAACGCCACAUGAUCAACACUUGUCCACCUCCAAGCAACAGUGACCUCCAGGGACAGUGGCUUUUCCUUUUCAUCAAGUUAUGGCUAUGCGACCACUUCAAUACCCUCACUGGCAUCGAGAUUGACAGUCACCUGACUCAAGCUCUCCUGAACAAGGGUAAGAGAAUUGUCUACUUUUUAAAAAGCCAAAAGACCAAGUGAAGGAGAGAGAUCCAGUGCCUGCUGAAUGAAAUUGACAGUUACAUCAGAGGCAAUGACGAUAUAAGAACCAAUCCAUUCUUUUGUUGAUGACCCACUUCAAAGAGAAAGACAAAUCUCUGUUCCUCUUGGCAGAUGUAAGGAAUAGUGUUUUUAUACUUAUAAAGUUUAUAUAUGAUUAAUGGUGUUUAUACUGUACUAUUACACAUGAUUUGAAUCUUUUUUUAAUGUAUGUUUUGUGAUUUUAGGUCACUGCAAGUCGGGUUGAUGUCGAGGCGCAAAUUCCUUUGCCAGACACACCAAGGCUGAUCAUGCUUGGUAAUACAAUUAUUUUAUUUAAGAUGGAACAGAAAUAUAUAGUAUUGUGGUACCUAUCUAGAGAUACCUAGUAAGUAUGCACUAACACCCUUACUUUUGUGUAUUUCAGGAAAUACUCUAUUGGGUUCCUCAAAAUGGAUGGUGUCGAUCGAGGGGAGAGUGGUCUGUGUUUUGGACAGUGAGUCCAACUUUGCUGCUGCCCUCUCUGUGCUCUUCAGCACAUUCUAUGUUUUUAACAUAGAAUUCCAGGAGUUGUCCUCUGCAACCUUGGAGCUGAUACGGCGGUAAGCAUUGAAGUUUCAUUGAUCCAACACUUACAUUUAGCAUCUGUUACUUACAUUGCAAUUAUAUUUCUUAUUGUUAUUUUUUCAAUGCCUCAACUGAUUUCAUAUAUUCUUUAUUGGGUUGUGCAGGUUCCUGGUUCCAAUAAACCCUGAAGGAACCAAAUGCACACCGAAAGAAGGAGAGAGCCGCAAGACCGGAAAGGUCGUUCAGAGGAAGCCGCAAGACAGGAAAGGUUGUUCAGAGGAAGCCAAUGCCAAUUAA